Messenger RNA from Hibiscus syriacus, 632 nucleotides. Its product is annotated as 40S ribosomal protein S26-1-like. Lineage: Eukaryota; Viridiplantae; Streptophyta; Magnoliopsida; Malvales; Malvaceae. The record is from RefSeq and is a predicted model, not a curated record. The coding region runs from base 105 to 491 and encodes 128 amino acids. Gene Ontology annotation, biological process: translation. Gene Ontology annotation, molecular function: structural constituent of ribosome; mRNA binding. Gene Ontology annotation, cellular component: cytosolic small ribosomal subunit; ribosome. The transcript has 5 exons.
AAGCUUCAUCACUAUACUCGCCUAUAAAGGCAUCAUUUUUGUCAAAAAAAACCUAACUUUCGGCAGCCGGCAGAAGCAAAGAGCCUACGCUUAAAUCUCAAACCAUGACUUUCAAGCGUAGGAAUGGUGGUCGCAAUAAGCACGGCCGUGGCCACGUCAAGUUCAUCCGCUGCUCUAACUGUGGGAAAUGCUGUCCCAAGGAUAAGUCAAUCAAGAGGUUUCUUGUGAGGAACAUUGUGGAGCAAGCUGCUGUCAGAGAUGUCCAGGAAGCCUGCGUCUAUGACUCCUACACCCUGCCGAAGCUGUAUGUGAAGAUGCAAUAUUGUGUUUCAUGUGCCAUCCAUUCUCAUGUUGUCAGGGUUCGAUCCCGCACCGACAGGAGGAACCGUGAUCCACCCCAGCGCUUCAUCAGACGCAGGGAUGAUAUGCCAAAGCCUGGGCAGCCUGGUCAGGCCCCACGUCCAGGUGUUGCUGUUCCUCCUCGUGCUUAAGGCUCUUCAAGUUUUGGAUCGAUUUCAAUUCUGUGUUUUUCUUUAAAAUAUGUACUUGAGUUUGUAGACUUGGAGUUGUGUAGGGAGGUUUUGACUGGUUAAAAACUUGACUUGUUAAGCUAUAAAUUGUUGAGAUAACUA